GUUCCCCUUGUAAAACGAGUGAAAGCCCCGCCAGUCGGAGACCGGCAACUGCGACGCGGCAUCCCUCUACCACGCGAACUUUUAGCGGAAAUCUUCCAGUCACUGGAUACCAUGGAGCGGGUUCGUAAGCGUCGCGUCUGCCGUCUGUGGGAGGCGAUGCUGGAUGCGGGUGCGCUUUCACAGCAUGUGUGGAUCGCCUGUCGACACGUCUUCCGCAAAACAAACGCGGGAGGUUGGGAGCAGUUCCUGUUGGUUGAAUGCAUGCUCAAGCACUUGACGCCUACCACCGCAACCGUGAUCUUGGAGGAUGCAGCGGAAUUCACGGUCUCGAUGUGGAGUGCGUUCAAGGUGCUCUCCACCCUCCUGCAACAGCGGCGCAUCCGGACGCUCGUAUUUUCCCGCUGUGAUUUCAGCGAUUUGGACUGCUGCUUGAAUGGUUACUUGGAAUCGUUGAACGACGGAUUGUCCAGUUUAGCCGCGACAUGCAGUGCGGUGGUGUUUCGGGAUUGUGAAAUGCAUCUAACGCAAAACAGCGCCCAAGUGGCUUGCGCAAAAUUCUGUCUGUAUGAUGGGCCCGCACAGCGGCUGAUGCAGUUGUGGGAUGUCUAUGAAAGGUCACUAGUGAGGAGGGAGAUCGAUUUGCCAAGGCUGGCCGAGCGAGUGGCGCGCUGUGUUAGCACACAGGAUACUGAGAUGUGCGAAGUAAUCCUAUGGGUUUAGUCUUAACUGUUCGGCAUUUCACAAUCCCGAAACACCACCGCACUGCACGUCGCGGAUAAACUGGACAAUCCGUCGUUCAACACCUCCAAGUAACCAUUCAAGCAACAGUCGUUCAACACCUCCAAGUAACCAUUUGCCUAUUGCGAAAAAAUAAAGAAUUCUAUGAUAUAAAUCCGGUGUGUAAAAACUUCCUAAAAUCGCGCUACCGUCAGCACUAAGCCCUGUUCCCGCUAUAUGAUCCCGCUACGCUUCGGUCAUGCAGUGCCCGCUAAAAGCGAGUGCACUUUCCUAGUUAUAGAUUGUGAAUGUCUAUUGCGGUGGUGAUCCGCGGACGGCGCAGCGUAAUGCUCACCAAGAAUGGACGACGAUGGAGACUCUGUCCAGUUUGGAUGUGUUCAAGCUGUCGAAGGUGGCGCAAUCCGCCAUUGACUUCCGAGUUGGCGAUCUUUGAACUCUGUUACGUAUUUGAUUCUAUUGGUUGAACCUAAGGGCAUUAAAUUUGUGUUCCAGUUUCUUGCGCUGUGUUCCCGACCGCAACGGUA
Messenger RNA from Paramacrobiotus metropolitanus, 1262 nucleotides. RefSeq lists its product as uncharacterized. The transcript has 2 exons. Bases 112 to 720 code for a protein of 202 amino acids. Lineage: Eukaryota; Metazoa; Tardigrada; Eutardigrada; Parachela; Macrobiotidae. The record is from RefSeq and is a predicted model, not a curated record.